AUGAAUACCGCACAGCUAGAUGCCGCCCAACAGGCGAAACUGCAGCUGAUGCAAGAGAUGGAAAUAGAGAUGAUGUCCGAUUUGUACACCCGGAUGACACAGGCUUGUCACAAAAAAUGCAUCCCGCCAAAGUAUGCCGAUGCUGAGCUUGGCAAAGGCGAAUCGGUCUGCCUGGAUCGCUGCGUGGCAAAGUAUUUGGAGAUCCACGAACGAAUAGGAAAAAAGCUGACCGCAAUGUCCGCACAGGAUGAGGAUUUGAAGAAAAAGAUGGGCGUUUAAGGGUUGUUACGUUAGUGCGUAAUAAGUGAGGUGUUGGAAGGGCUUUACCAGAUGAAGUUCGUUAAGACUUGAGGUAGCUUAUCCGAUUUAGUUAGAAUUUGUGACCAUACAGAUACAUUUUCGUUAUCAUAUACCGUUUCUCAAAGCAGGGUGUGCUACGGCGUGUACCAUAAGUUUUAUUAUGUAUGUGAAACGCCAAGAAGUGUUUAUUCUACGAUGAGAAAUAUGUAAAAUGUGAA
Messenger RNA from Topomyia yanbarensis, 518 nucleotides. RefSeq names its product mitochondrial import inner membrane translocase subunit Tim10 (gene Tim10). Gene Ontology annotation, biological process: protein insertion into mitochondrial inner membrane. The transcript is spliced from 2 exons. Bases 1 to 279 code for a protein of 92 amino acids. The record is from RefSeq and is a predicted model, not a curated record. Gene Ontology annotation, cellular component: mitochondrial inner membrane. NCBI's taxonomy places the organism in Eukaryota, Metazoa, Arthropoda, Insecta, Diptera, Culicidae.